This is a messenger RNA of Protobothrops mucrosquamatus (brown spotted pit viper), 2372 nucleotides long. It is a transcript of the gene ZDHHC23, whose product is annotated as zinc finger DHHC-type containing 23. The transcript is spliced from 4 exons. Gene Ontology annotation, cellular component: endoplasmic reticulum; Golgi apparatus. The record is from RefSeq and is a predicted model, not a curated record. Lineage: Eukaryota; Metazoa; Chordata; Lepidosauria; Squamata; Viperidae. Bases 83 to 1369 code for a protein of 428 amino acids. Gene Ontology annotation, molecular function: protein-cysteine S-palmitoyltransferase activity. Gene Ontology annotation, biological process: peptidyl-L-cysteine S-palmitoylation; protein targeting to membrane.
CUACUCACCCAUUCUCACGCUCCUUUUCAAUGCGGACCGUGGUCAGGUGAAGGUCCUGUUACUGUUGCUACGUGGCUGAAACAUGGUCAAACGGGCGGGAAAAAGAGCGAGAGCCGUGGAGCUGGAAGAUACGCUCUGUUGCUGCGAGUAUCUCGAUCGGAAGGGCCAAAGGAGCCACCUAGCGGCGUGUCUCUGCGAAUGUGAGGACCUCGAUGAGUGCUGUGAAAGGUGGAUGACUUGCAAAUCUUUACCUCCUGGAAUAUUAGAGAGAAUCACAGAAACCUUCAACGAUCGUUUCCGUUUUCCAUGGAUUCGAGGGGCUGUAAAGAUCGAUAUCAGCCUCCUCCCGCCAAUCAUCUUGCUUCCUUUUUCCCUUCACAUAGCAGCUUUGCACUUUCUUUUGGCCCUCGUCAUUCUGAUAUCACUUCCUAUACUAGUACUAUGGUAUUACUACCUCACACAUAGGAAGAAAGGUCAGACUCUCUUCUUCUUAAGCCUGGGGCUAUUUUCCUUAGGUUACAUGUACUAUGUAUUUCUCCUGGAAGUGGUUCCCCGGGGCCAUGUGGAAUACAGUCAGGUGGCUCUUCUUACUUGUGGGUUAAUCUUGAUGCUUGCAGCCUUACAUCGAGCCAAGGAAGAUCCUGGCUACCUUUUCAGCCAAAUGAGCAGUGACAAAACACUUUGCCAAGAUAGCUGCAGUAAUAACAUGUUCAAUAAGAAUGGCCUGGGAAACUCCAGUGGGCUUUGCAGAGUACCUGCCUCUGGUGUUGCUAUACACAAUGACACUGAGAGCAACUCCACAACAUUGGAAGCAGGGACAGGUCAGGGCGCAAAGGACUGGUGCACCAAGUGUCAGCUGGUGAGACCAGCUCGAGCCGGGCACUGCCGAAUAUGUGGCAGGUGUGUGAAGAGACUGGAUCAUCACUGUGUCUGGAUUAACAACUGUGUUGGAGAACAGAACCAUCAAGCUUUUGUCCUUGCUCUCUUCCUGUUUCUGCUCACUUCAGUAUAUGGGAUUUCUUUGACUUUGGAUACCAUUUGUACGGGAAAAAACACCCUCAGUGCUCUGUUCUACUGUCCUGGUGUCUAUGGAGAAUACAGUUCAGCCCUGAUAUUCACCAGUGUAUGGUAUUGUGCCAUUGUAACUUCUGGUAUGAGCUACAUCUUUCUUCUUCAGCUCUUGAAUAUCAGCUAUAACAUGACUGAAAGGGAAGCUCGUAUUGCAUUACGGGAGAAUACUGGGCGGAAGUUGUUAUGGGGUAUGGUGGUGGACACGGACCAAUAUAAUCGAGGUUUUUUGUACAAUUGGAUCCAGUUUUUCACCUUGCGCUCAUCUGAUCUGCAGCAGACUGCUGAAAAUGUUGUAUGAAGGAGUUUUUAAUUAUUAAUGUUAUCAUUAUGUACCUAAAGGCAUUCUGGGCAAAUAGCUCUCAUCUACUGCAAAUGAAGACUGGAAUAUGAGGAUAGUUUAAAGCCAUAUAGCAAACUGCAAUAUCACUUUCUCAGAAAUAGACACAUACCAAAUGUUUUGUAGGAAGACCUCAGUAUGAUCGUGAUUGCUUAUAUUCUUCACUUGAUACCUAUUAGUGUCAGGUGAGGGAAUGGAAAUAUAAAAACAACCAUCACAGGUGAAAGAAGCAGAGACUUCCCUGUUGAGGUUGCUAUGACCUUGAGGUUUUAGCAUUUCUUUGAAGGCAGCUCAUACUUUCUCUUCUCAGCUCAUUCUGUGGCAUAUAUGGACAUAUGAAUCACGUGGUCAGAGUAUUAUGCUGGGAAGCCAUAGAUUUGAGGGAGGCAUGGUCAUACAGUUACAACAGAAUGAAUUGCCUUUAAUACAUGGUUUCUUCAUAUGUACGGCAGCCCCCUACAUCUCCCAGGAAAGAUUCAAGAAACCUGACUAAAGAUUCAAAAGGGGACCAUUUAUUGUGAAGGCAAAGGUAUUCAGCUUUGAGCACAAGAGUUUCACACCACAACUUUCCAAUCUCCUAUGUCAGUUAUGAAUUGUGGAGAAGCAGGUUGUUUAUAUGAGUGGUCCUAAUAUGCUAUUUUCUGGUUCUGAUUUUUCUAUGUGGGAUCCCUGUCUUCUUUGGAUUCAUACCCCAGAUUUAACAGGCUGCAUUCUUAAUUUUAUGCAUUUCUCUGAUGCUGAUAGCCAAAUCUGGCCAUAGGUUCUGCCUCAGUUUACCUUCCUAAUAAGCAACCAUGUUGGAAGAUCAUUUAAAGGCAGUUUAUUAGGGUACCCUGUUAAACUGGGAUUUCUCUGAAAAAGAACCCUGAGACCCAUUUUACAUUCCUUUUUAUAGUUAACACAACAAAGAAAAAUGAAAGAGAAAAGUUGGUUGAAUAAGAUAAGAGUAACCCCUCCUUGCACA